ACGACGACUCGUUUGGCUUCGAGGACGUCGAUGAUGGGCAUGCCGGCGAGGGGACCCGCCGCCUCCUUGGCCGACGGAUUCACCGUGUCGUUGGCACCAAUCACUGCCGAGGCACAGAGAGAGAGAGAGAGAGACAUACACGAGCAGAUGUGUAUGUGUGUGUGUAUGUGUGUGUGUGUGUGGUCGCGCUGACUGACCGAGAGCGAUGUCGACGGGGUUUUGUGAAUCAGCGAGUAUGGCGUUGAUGUCGUCUAUCUCCUUGACGGCCUCGUAGGGCACGCCGGCCUCGGCCAGUAUCACGUUCAUCUGUCCCGGCAUGCGGCCCGCCACUGGGUGGAUGCCGAACAACACCUCCAGGCCGUGCGCAGUCAACAGCUCGUACACCUACAUCACAAAUCGAUGGAAAAAUGGACACACACAGAUGGAUGGAUGGAUGGAUGGAUGGCGGGCGUCUGUCUCAUGUGGGUGGCGUGGUGUGCACAGCACACUGACUGACCUCUCCGACGGUGGCUGCUGCGCGUGCGGCCGCCAUUCCGUAGCCCGGCACGAUCACGAUGCGCUUGGCGUCGGCGGCGACGAGCAAUUCGGCCACCUCGUUGGCUGUCGUCUCGAGCACCAUCCCCUCUGCCGCCACGUCGGCCGCUCCGCCCUCCGCACCGAAGCCGCCCACGAUCACACUGAUGAACGAACUGCACACACACACACACAGACAUGCACACAGACAUACAGAGAUGUGUGUUGGUUGUGUAUGUGUGUGUGGGGUGGUGGUCAGAGGGGCCACACACUGACCGACCGGUUCAUGUUUUUGCACAUGACGUAUGAGAGGAUGGCGCCGGACGAUCCGAUGAGUGCCCCAGUGAUGAUCAGCAGAUUGUUGUCCAGCAUCCUGUUCGUUCCCCACACACCACACCACACACAUUUCUGAUGUCUGUCGACAUGUGUGUGGUGUGUCUCUCCCCCCUCCCUCCUCCCUCUCUGUGUCUUUGUGUCUUUGUGUGUGUUAGUUACCAUCCGAGUGCGGCGAUUGCGAAUCCGCUGUAUGAGUUGAGCAUGGAGAUGACCACAGGCAUGUCGGCGGCCCCAAUGCCCAUGACCAGCAGAAACCCAAACACGACCGAGAAGACCGCAUUCAGCACCAGCGUCAUCAGGUUGACCUCGAAGUCCACCGACGUCGCAAAGGCCACGCCCAGCCCGGCGAUGAGCAGCAGCAUCAGGGCGUUGGUGGCGUGGCGGAAUGCUGUCCGCCCGAAGGACAGAGGGGCCGAGGGCAGCAGGUCCGUCAGCUUCCCGCAAGCCACCACACUGCCAGCGAACGUCACGGCCGCGAUGAACUCGCCAAUGUAGGUCUCCAACUUGUGACUGACAGACAGACAGACGGACAGAAAGAAAUGUCAACACAGACACUCAUCGAUGGUCUGAUGGAUGGACAGGCUUACUUACGCGAGGUGUUCUGUCUUGAUGUCGAGUUCAGGUCCAAGGAGGUUGCCGAAGGCCACGAGCAUGGCCGCGAGGCCGACGGUGGCGUGCAGUCCGGCAAUGAGCUGUGGCGUCUGGGUCAUCUGUGUGCGCCUGGAGAGCAAGACGCCUCCCGCGAAGCCAGGCAGGGCCAGGAGGAAGAAGAGGACGUAUUGGCCGCCGAAGCCGAUCUCGGUGAAGGUGACGAGGAUUGCGGCCGCCAUGCCGACCAUGCCGACGAUGUUGCCGUGCAUGGCCGUGGAGGGGUGACUGAGGCCGUACAGGGCCGCGAUGAAACACACAGCCGAGAAGAUGUACACCUGCAAUCAAGCAAGCAACCGAUGGAGUCAGUCCGACCCACAAUGAUCCAUCCAUCCAUUCAUUCAUCCAUCCAUCCAUUGCAAUCAAUGAGAGAGACUGACCGCCAUGAGCAGUGAGGGCAUCCGCGAGACGGCGAUGGGCUGCACGGGUGGCAUCUCCUCCUUUGGCGCUUCGCUCGACGGCGCACGACUGACACAGACACGGACACUGUGAGUGAUGGCAACUUGUGUCUCCGUUUGUUGUAGCUGGUCCCUCACGGGUGUGGUUUGACAUGUUUGUGGUGCUUUGGGUGUCUCGGCGAGUUGACGGGGAAGUGCGUGUCUUCGUCAACGGCAGUCUUCAACGCUGGCAU
Vitrella brassicaformis is the source of this 2128-nucleotide messenger RNA. The record is from the annotation of a GenBank genome assembly. Lineage: Eukaryota; Vitrellaceae.